UCCGGUCCCGGGCCGGGCGCUUCCCGGCGCUCCGCGAUCCCUGCGCAGGCCGAGGCGGCGCCUGAGGGAGAGCGGCCACGGCCCCGCCUCAGCCCCGCGCAUGCGCGGCGCCGGCCCGGCAACAUGGCGGAGCUGGAGGAGCCGAGGCGGCGGAUCCCGCUGGUGCCGGAGAACUUGCUGAAGAAGAGGAAGGCGUACCUGGCCAUCAAGGCCACCCAGGCCAAGCAGGCGCUGCUCAACAAACGCAAGCAGCAGAAGGGGAAGCAGAUCCAGUUCAGGCGCCUGGAGACCUUCGUUCGGGAUUCGUGGCGCAAACGCCGGGAUGACACCCGCCUGAGGCGCAUGGAGCAGAGGCCUGGGCAGGCAGCGGCACCUCAGGAGAGCAAACUGGCCUUCGUGGUCAGGAUUGUGGAUAUUAAGGGAGUGACUAAGAGGGUGAAAAGAGUGAUUGAGUUGCUGCGGCUGAGGAAGAAUUACACCGGGGUGUUUGUGAAGCUGAGCCCGCUGUCGCUGAAGAUGCUGCGCAUCGUGGAGCCCUACGUGGCGUGGGGCCAGCCUAACCUGAAAUCUGUACGAGAGCUCAUCCUGAAACGGGGCCAAGCCAAGAUCAAGAAAAAGAAGGUGCCUCUGACAGACAACAUGCUGAUAGAGGAACAUUUAGGGGGCUGUGGUAUCAUUUGUCUGGAAGACCUUAUUCAUGAAAUCUACUCAACUGGGAAGUAUUUCAAGAGAGUAACCAGCUUCCUGUGGCCUUUCCAUUUGUCGGUGGCUCGCCACGCGUCGCGGAACAAAGUGGGCUUCCUCAAGGAGAUGGGCAAGCCUGGCUACAGAGGUGAUGCAAUCAACCAGCUCAUCCGUCAGCUCAACUAGUCAGGGUUUUUGUGAAAACUUCAGGAUCUAUGACCUGUUCCUUUUCACAUGUAUCUUUCAUGGACAAUUAUCUACAUGCAGUGAUCUGUAUGCAACUUCUCUUGACUGCUGGUGCCUCUAUAAAAGAAGAAAUACAGAGAUGAUGAUGGAGAUGGACUUUGGGCUGGCCCUUCUUAAAGAAGAUAAAUUCUAUUUGGUACAAGAAUGAGCUUCUUGGAGCAAUUUCACUUUUGCAUCUCUGUAAAAUAAGUGUUUGUUAUGCUCACUACUACAGACUUCACUCUUUGACGUGCACGUGCUUCUGGGGGUGAAGGGUUAGUGGAGUCACAAUUGUCCUAACAGGAAAACACCAAGGUAUUCCUCUGUUACUGCAGCACAAGCCCUGGCAGUGAAUAAUGUCACUUUUUAAGUACCUAGAUGGUAUUUAUUUUUAAAAAUUAAGGGUUUUUUGCUCCCGAUUCAAAGAGCCUUUUUUUUUUUUUUUUUUUGGCAAGCCUUCUUUUUUUCUUUUUUUUGGCAAGCCUUCUUUUUUUCUUUUUUUUUUUUUUUAACUUCUGUGAGAUUGGGACUGCUGGGGAGAAUUAUUUCCUGGAGAUCGGAAAGCCCAACAAAGUUGUAAUACAGUCAUGGGAUGGGGUAUAUGUAAUUAUGUUUUUUUAAAUAAACUUCUGAAAUUAUAUUAUUAUAA
Molecule: messenger RNA, 1558 nt
Organism: Motacilla alba alba
Lineage: Eukaryota; Metazoa; Chordata; Aves; Passeriformes; Motacillidae
Gene: RPL7L1
Product: ribosomal protein L7 like 1
Exons: 7
Coding region: 124-870 (248 amino acids)
Biological process (GO): maturation of LSU-rRNA from tricistronic rRNA transcript (SSU-rRNA, 5.8S rRNA, LSU-rRNA)
Cellular component (GO): cytosolic large ribosomal subunit
Molecular function (GO): RNA binding; structural constituent of ribosome
Source: RefSeq, a predicted model, not a curated record